Juglans regia (Persian walnut) is the source of this 2850-nucleotide messenger RNA. RefSeq names its product serine/threonine-protein phosphatase PP1-like. Gene Ontology annotation, molecular function: protein serine/threonine phosphatase activity. The coding region runs from base 581 to 1534 and encodes 317 amino acids. Lineage: Eukaryota; Viridiplantae; Streptophyta; Magnoliopsida; Fagales; Juglandaceae. The record is from RefSeq and is a predicted model, not a curated record. Gene Ontology annotation, cellular component: nucleus; cytoplasm. The transcript has 4 exons.
GAGCAUAAUUCUCGACCCUCCGGUUUCAACUUCCAAAGUACUAAAAAAAAAAAAUUGCAAAAUCUAACAAGAGUUUAUUACAACAUGACUAGAUGCGUCGUCCUCGGCGGCGGGCAUUAUCUUUGGGUGAGUGAGUGAGUGAGUGAGUGAGUUCUUCGGGGUUCCGCACUCACAAAGGCAACACCCUCCACUUUUGUCCAUCCUCCCCUCACUCUUUUCUGUCUUUCGCUCUUCGUGUGAAGAUAAUUUUAUCUUUCCUUCUCUCUGUAUCUCUCUCUCUCUGUGAUUCUAAUUUCUUCCCUGUUCUCUCAAAAGAAUAUAUUCCUUGCUUUCCAAUUUAUUGGUUACCGUUCCUUUUCCGAAGCUCCAAGAGACAUCACAGCUAAAGAAGUCCCAGUUUGAUUCGAACUUUUUAAAGCUCUCUCUCUCUCUCCAAGUCAUGUAAGCGAUUGCAACCAAAGAAGAAUAUCAAAGUGGCUGUUCUUUAUUAUUCUUCUCUGCUUUUCUUUUCUUUUGUCCCCUGCUUGUUUGUUUCAGUCUGAAGGAGAUCAGAUUUUGGGGUCAAAGAACCUACACAGAUAUGGAACCGGCAGUUCUGGAUGGCAUAAUUAAUAGGCUGCUUGAAGUUAGAGGGAGACCUGGGAAGCAGGUGCAGCUUUCUGAGGCAGAAAUCAGGCAGCUUUGCCUCGUCUCCAAGGAUAUUUUCUUGGGGCAGCCUAAUCUUUUGGAGCUUGAAGCUCCCAUCAAGAUCUGCGGAGAUAUUCAUGGUCAGUAUAAUGAUCUCCUGAGACUUUUUGAAUAUGGUGGAUUUCCUCCUCGCUCCAAUUAUUUAUUCUUGGGGGAUUAUGUAGAUCGUGGAAAGCAAGGCCUGGAAACAAUAUGCCUUCUCCUUGCAUAUAAAAUAAAAUAUCCGGAAAAUGUUUUCCUUUUGAGGGGAAACCAUGAAUCUGCUUCUAUAAACCGUGUAUAUGGAUUUUAUGAUGAGUGUAAACGAAGAUUCAAUGUCAGACUCUGGAAAAUAUUUACAGAGUGUUUCAACUGCUUACCUGUAGCAGCUCUGAUCGAUGAAAAGAUACUCUGCAUGCAUGGGGGACUCUCUCCUGACUUGUACAGUUUGGAUCAGAUAAGGAAGUUGCGGAGGCCUUGUGAUGUUCCAGACUCUGGUUUGCUAUGUGAUAUUCUCUGGUCUGAUCCUAGUAAAGAUAUUCAAGGUUGGGAGGCAAAUGAUAGGGGAGUUUCCUAUACCUUUGGUGCUGAUAGAGUGACAGAAUUUCUUCGGAAGCAUGAGAUUGACUUAAUUUGUCGAGCUCACCAGGUUGUGGAAGAUGGAUAUGAGUUCUUUGCUAAUAGAAAACUUGUAACCAUAUUUUCUGCACCUAAUUAUUGUGGAGAGUUUGACAACGCUGGUGCCAUGAUGACCAUAGAUGAAACUCUAAUGUGUUCCUUCCAAAUAUUAAAGCCUCUAGAUAAGAAGGCAAAGUUUAGCUUUGGGAGCGCUACUUCAGCUAAGCCUGGUAGAAUCAGAAAAAUUUAGUAGUCAUCAUCAGUGCAGAUCUGAGGGAGGAAAGCACUGCAAAAUAAUGUCUCAAAUCAUCCUAGGGGCAUCUUGAGGUACCAUGAUCUGCUCUCUUCCCUGCACCCUAACUGCCAAAAAAAAGGAAAAUAAAAAGAAAGGUUUUCAACAAGUAAAGGGAGGCAUGUGAGUCUUUUAACUGUUAAACAUUGCUCUAUUGUUUGACAUAGAAAGUAUAGCCCCGAGUGAUUUAAGAGGAUUUCAUCUGAUUAUCUUGUUGCUCAAUAAAAGGUUUUCCAAAUCAUAUCGCUUAAUGCUAAUGCGAUGAUGUUGUAUAUGUUACCAUGAAUUCAGGGUAGUCAGUUGCCAGUUGAAUUUAAGACGUCAAGUCCAAACCAAAACUACUGAAUUGUUGAAGUGUCUGAUAAUUUCUUCACUCUAAGAUAUCCCAUUGUCGAUGUAACAGUGUCCAAGAUGGGUGCUUCACUUUGAUUAACCAUGAACUAUGAACAAUAAUGUUUUCGAUGGAAUCUCUGGCGAACUAAUAGAUUAUGUAUCCCAGGCCAUACCCAUAUGUGCUCAGUUUGAGACGGGAGCCUAUAGUGUGGUGUCCACGUAUAGUAUGCCAUACAUUAUUUUCCUUGAAUCUUGGUAAUUGUGUUUACUCGUUGUUGAAAACUAUUCCCUAGUUUUAGUAUUGUUGAAGGCCAGCAAUUGUUUUGGGGCUCCUUAAACUUCUUGCCAUAAUGAAGUUCGACUGUGUUUUCUUGCGUCAAGUUGUAUUGGUGAUGCUGUAUGGUAAACUUACAAUCCUUGCUUAUUAUUGACAGUUGGUUUAACCCCUGGCAUGAGGUUUUUCUAACCUGCCCAGUGUUUUUGUGAGAUGCGAGAAAUUGUUGGUCAAGCUGUCUAAUAAGAUGUGUUUUAGUGGGAGUUUGAAUCUCUUCAUAGGAGCUCUAUUAACCUUGAUCUUCUCAGAUCUUAUAUGAUUUAUCAAGUUAUGGAUCAGCUAACCGAUAAAUAAUGCAAACUACCUUGUUAUAUUGGAAAGGGAUUCUUAUAAUCUUAUUAUUAAAUGACAUCAUCCAUGAAUAAGUUUCUCUGUUUGUAGAGUUCAACCCUGGUUUCUUUAUCAACGUUUGCUACAAGUCAUAUGUCAUUAGUGUUUUGCUUUCACAUUAACUUGAAACUUACUCAUCUUCCAAAGUGGGUGUCUCAUCUUAGAGGUGUUCUUUUUUAUGUUCCUCUAUAUUGAGCUAAAAAUUGCCAUGAACUUGACAAUGGUACAUUUGAUCCCUAAUGUUCUUACCUAACACUUUAAAUUGUUUUCUUUCAUC